CGCCGUGUAGGCCGGAAUUAGGCUGUUUAUGUGCGACAAGCCGUAAAGUGCUUCGUCAGGGGGAGAACUGUGCGAGGAAUGUGAAACUCUAACUAAUAAAAACACCGGGUAGGAUUUACACACACGCUGAUGUAAAAUCAUGCCCCACUUGACUUCAGUAAAUGGAUUGGAUUAAGCCGUAUCUGUGAUGGUUUCAAAAUUAUAACACCCUUAAAAAAGGGAAAGGAAAAUACUGUGAAAGACUGAACAGGAUACUGCCUGAAAUGAGUCGCUUCAUCGCAAGCCACCACAGCAAGGCCAGAUUUCAUCAGUAUUUAACUGAAACAGAACGGCUCCAUAUCAGGAUCUAGCGGAAUGCUGGCUUGCCUAGCUGGAGAUAUUGGUAUCGUUACUGAUCGCAGAUCCCUGGUGUGUGUCGGUGGAUGAUGUGGGACAGCACUCCUUAGGAAGGGCAUUGUUACAGGGACUCCAUGAAGCCCAGGGCUCGCUGUCCUUGCCCAUGCCUGUGAUCCCCAUCCCUCGGCGGGUGCGCUCGUUCCAUGGGCCCCACACCACUUGCCUGCACUCUGCCUGCGGGCCAGUGCGCACCACUCAGCUUGUGCGCACCAAGUACAACAACUUUGACCUGUACCUGAAGUCACGCUGGAUGUAUGGCUUCAUUCGUUUCCUCCUCUACUUCAGUUGCAGUCUCUUCACCUCCAUCCUGUGGGUAGCGCUUUCUGCCCUGUUCUGCCUGCAAUAUGUAGGCAUCAGGGUCUUCCUGCGCUGCCAGUACAAGCUCUCCAUUGUCCUGCUGCUCCUGGGCCACCGCCGCCUGGACUUCAGCCUGCUCAAUGAACUCUUCAUCUAUGGGAUCCACGUCACCAUGCUGCUGGUUGGAGGGCUCGGCUGGUGCUUCAUGGUCUUUGUGGACAUGUAGCUGAGCAUCACAUUGACAGACUUCCUUUAUACUGCAUAUCACAGAUGUCUCUCUCUCUCUCUCUCUCUCUCUGUUUCUCUCUAACACAUUAUAUAUGUGUGUAGGGGAGCAUUCCUUACUUGGAUUUAUUUAUUUGUGAUAGAAGUUCUUACAAACAUUGCAUGUGUGAAGUUCAGAUUAAACAAACAUUUAUCUUUU
This is a messenger RNA of Acipenser ruthenus (sterlet), 1117 nucleotides long. Its product is annotated as transmembrane protein 250-like. The record is from RefSeq and is a predicted model, not a curated record. Bases 500 to 919 code for a protein of 139 amino acids. Lineage: Eukaryota; Metazoa; Chordata; Actinopteri; Acipenseriformes; Acipenseridae. The transcript is spliced from 3 exons.